UCCACAGAGACAAGACUUUAAAAAUGAGCUGCUCUUCCAAGAAAGAAGUAAACAGUCUUCUGCCUGCAGGUGAAAAGCCGGAGCUGAGGAUUGUCCUGCUUGGGAAGGUCAGAGUUGGCAAGAGUUUUUCAGGAAACACCAUCCUGGGCCUGGGCGAUGACCUGUUCCGCUCAGAGCCCGGUCUAUCUACUGUCACACAGAAGUGCCAGAAGAAAAUGAGGAAUAUUAACAACCAAAAAGUGGUUGUUGUUGAUACUCCUGGUCUGUUAAGCAAGGACCAAACAGAAGAGGAGAUUAUGAGAAAGAUCAAGAAAUCCAUCAAUCUUGCCAAACCUGGUCCUCAUGUGUUUGUGAUUGUUCUGAGUGUGGAAGAUAAAUACACAAAGAAAGAGGAAAAGAUGGUGAAAAUAAUCUGCGAUACUUUUGGCCAAAACACAAUGGAUUACACUAUGGUGUUGUUCAAUUAUGGAGAAGAGCUGAAACGUCCCAUAGAGGACUUUAUUCUUUGCAAUGAAAAUCUCCACAAGCUAAUCGGCAGUUGUGAAUAUGGAUACCAUGUUUUUGACAAACGUCCCGAACAGGUCCCUGAGCUACUGAAGAAGAUCAACGAUAAGGUUCAGGAAGCAGGAGGAAGCUACUACAGCACUGAGAUGCUCCAAGAGGCUGAAACUGCCUUAAAGGUACGAAAGGCCUCAGAAGGAGGAAUACAAUCCAAGCUAGUUGCUAAAACUGCAGUUCUUUCUGGUAUGGUUGUUGGAUGUCUGUUUGGGUAUCUUGCUGGUGAGGGUCAGAUAACGUCUACCAUAGGAGCGGCACUAGGAGCCGUAGGGGGUGGACUACUGUGCCUUGCAGUGGCAGACGGUCCACUGAAAACCUCCAAUGGACAUUGAAAUGACGAUGGAGCCUUGAUGGAGUCGUGGUGCAGCCUGAUCCUGUGGACAUAAUGUGUUACUGUUCUGAUUUCAUAUGAUAAUUAUAUAAAAUAUGAUCUUGUCAUUUUUCAUUGUGUCUGAUUUUCAAAAUACUUAAAACUUAAACCAAAAAUAAAGACAUGUAACCCUCCAGACUUUGUCUUCAUUCAGAUUAAUGUCAAUAUUACCGACUGGAUGCAGC
Sander lucioperca (pikeperch) is the source of this 1113-nucleotide messenger RNA. Its product is annotated as GTPase IMAP family member 9-like. The transcript is spliced from 3 exons. The record is from RefSeq and is a predicted model, not a curated record. Gene Ontology annotation, molecular function: GTP binding. The coding region runs from base 24 to 890 and encodes 288 amino acids. Lineage: Eukaryota; Metazoa; Chordata; Actinopteri; Perciformes; Percidae.